This is a messenger RNA of Dovyalis caffra, 2262 nucleotides long. Lineage: Eukaryota; Viridiplantae; Streptophyta; Magnoliopsida; Malpighiales; Salicaceae. The record is from the annotation of a GenBank genome assembly.
AUGGCAACUUUUGGCAACGAAGCAGUCCCCCCAUCCAAGCAGCAGAAGCUGCAUUUCGAAAUUGACAAAGCAGAAGCUGAAGAAGAGGAUGAUAAUCCAAUUGAGGAAGUCAGGCUCACAGUUCCGAUCACCGAUGACCCCAAACAGGCAGUCUUAACAGUUCGAACAUGGAUUCUUGGGAUAGCAGCAUGCGUCCUUCUUGCAUUUGUGAAUCAAUUCUUCCAGUUUCGCCAAAACCAGCUAUCUAUUGGUUCAGUUACGGCACAAAUUCUUGUUCUCCCCAUUGGAAAGUUCAUGGCUUCAACGUUCCCAAAGAAAGAAAUUCAUGUCCCAUUUACAAAAUGGUCAUUUUCCUUGAAUCCGGGGCCUUUCAACCUGAAAGAACAUGUAUUGAUCACCAUAUUUGCCAACUGUGGAGCAAAUAGUGUAUAUGCAGUAUACAUUAUUACAAUUAUCAAAGCCUUCUACCACAAGGGGCUCCAUCCAGUGGCCGCUAUGUUGCUAGCACAAACCACUCAGUUGCUUGGUUAUGGAUGGGCUGGCACGUUCAGAAAAAUUCUUGUAGAUUCGCCUUACAUGUGGUGGCCUGCAACGCUGGUGCAAGUCUCUCUAUUCAGGGCAUUGCAUGAGAAGGAAAAGAGAGAAAAGGGAGGACGUACAAGGCUGCAAUUCUUUGCCAUUGUCUUCUUUUCAAGCUUUGCUUACUAUAUUGUUCCAGGCCACUUUUUCCCUUCGCUAUCCGCUCUCUCCUUUGUUUGCUGGAUAUGGAAGGACUCGGUCACUGCUCAACAGAUUGGUGCUGGGUUAAAUGGCCUUGGAAUUGGCUCCUUUGGUAUUGACUGGUCGACUAUUGCUGGUUUCUUGGGGAGUCCUCUAGCUUACCCUUUCUUUGCCAUUGCCAACACCAUGGUUGGUUUUAUCUUGUUUAUGUAUGUGAUUGUGCCCAUAGCGUACUGGUCCAACUUUCGUGAAGCCAAGAGAUUCCCCAUAUUUACCUCCCACACUUAUGAUAGUAUGGGUCAGCCGUUCAACAUAACCCGAGUUCUUAAUGAGAAAACUUUCGACAUGAAUCUAACGGAAUAUCACAAUUACAGCAAACUCUAUCUAAGUAUUUUCUUCGCCUUCGUAUAUGGAUUGAGUUUUGCAGCUCUAACAUCAACCCUUACACAUGUUGCUCUCUUUGAGGGAAAAAAUAUCUUGAAACUGUGGAAGAAGACAAAAACUGCAGUGAAAGACGAGUUUAGUGAUGUGCACACAAGAAUUAUGAAGAAGAACUAUGAUGUUGUCCCUCAAUGGUGGUUCACUGUUAUCUUGAUUAUAUCAGUUGCUCUUGCGCUUUUUGCUGUGGAAGGUUUUGGCAAACAGCUUCAACUACCUUGGUGGGGACUUCUCUUAGCUUGUUUAAUUGCACUACUUUUCACCUUACCCGUCGGAGUAGUUCAGGCGACAACAAACUCGCAAAUCGGACUAAAUGUGAUCACGGAAUUGGUUAUUGGGUACAUUUACCCAGGGAAGCCUCUUGCUAAUGUGGCUUUCAAGACGUAUGGCUACAUUAGCAUGUCACAAGCACUCGGUUUUCUGCUAGACUUCAAAUUAGGGCACUAUAUGAAGAUCCCUCCCAAAUCUAUGUUCGUUGUUCAGCUAGUUGGAACAAUAGUUGCUUCAACCGUUUACUUUGCCACGGCAUGGUGGCUUCUCUCAACUAUUCCCGACAUCUGUAACCCAGACUUGCUUCCUGAUGGGAGUCCAUGGACCUGCCCCGGUGGUGAGGUCUUCUACAAUGCUUCGAUCAUUUGGGGAGUCGUAGGACCACUCAGAAUGUUCACAAGUCACGGUGUCUACCCGGAGCAAAACUGGUGGUUCCUCAUUGGUUUCCUUGCCCCAAUUCCAACUUGGUUACUCGCACGCAAAUACCCUGAGAAAAAAUGGAUCAAGUUGAUCCACAUGCCCCUCAUCCUUAGUGCCACUGCAGGCAUGCCACCGGCAAGAACUGUGCACUUCUGGUCUUGGGGAGUUGUUGGAUUUGUCUUCAACUACUAUAUUUACAAGAGGUACAAGGGAUGGUGGGCUAGGCACAACUACAUCUUAUCAGCUGCUUUGGAUGCUGGUGUUGCCUUCAUGGCUGUUAUCCUGUAUUUUACCCUUCAAUCCAAGGAUAUCUAUGGUCCAAACUGGUGGGGUUUAGACUCUUCUGACCAUUGUCCAUUGGCAAAAUGUCCUACAGCACCAGGGAUUGAGGUCAAGGGAUGCCCUGUUCUUUGA